AUGGAGGAGCAUAUCGAAGAGCCGGGCCAUCCAUCGCGAAACAUUCCCAACGAAGCAUAUCCCGAUGACAGCCCCCGACCAGAGGCAAGCCCUCAUGAUCUGCCACCGCAAGACGAGGCACACCGUGAUGAUGGGAUACAAUCAUUUGAAGAAUGGAAUGGUGGCAUACAAGGUGCCGGAAGAAUUGAGAGGCCAGAGCAAGUCGCAACGCCCAAUGAAGUCCCGCUGUCACUGCAAUCAUUCAUCCGCGGGCCCACAUCCUCGACCAACGAAUCGCCGUCUAUCACCUCUACGGUCACCUCGGCAGUCACCUCAGCGGCCACCUCAGGAGUCACCUCAGGAGUCACCUCAGGAGUCAUCUCAGGAGUCAUCUCAGCAGUCACCUCAGCAGCCAUCUCAGCAGUCACCUCAGGGGACGCUUGA
Clonostachys byssicola is the source of this 423-nucleotide messenger RNA. NCBI's taxonomy places the organism in Eukaryota, Fungi, Ascomycota, Sordariomycetes, Hypocreales, Bionectriaceae. The record is from the annotation of a GenBank genome assembly.